AUGUGCGGACGCAGCGCCACACUGCGUCAGUGGCUGGACGAGGCCGUUCUGCCGCUCGUGACGGCUCGGGCCACGGACCGAUGGUAUCCUGCUCUGUGGGGCGUUACGCUCGUGGCCAGGCGUCUAAAAGACGUGGACGCCGUCACUCGUGUUGGCGAUCGGGACGGUCGGGGUGGCGGCCGUGGCCACCGCCUGCAAGUGGACUGCGAUUGGACGACCGCGGAGGUGCCCGGCCACAAUUUUUAUGCGGCCAUCGUCCUGGCGUCCGCGUACAUCUGCUGGUCGGUGGCCCUUUAUCCCACCGAAGUACAAUAG
This is a messenger RNA of Macrosiphum euphorbiae (potato aphid), 315 nucleotides long. The record is from the annotation of a GenBank genome assembly. Lineage: Eukaryota; Metazoa; Arthropoda; Insecta; Hemiptera; Aphididae.